AUCCAAUUUUGCAGGAUGGACGUCCUUUUGAGGAGUGAUUUACUGUUAUCCUGGAAAUUGAAAACUAUGUGCCUAGCCAACGGUUCAGCUGAUACAGGGUCGUAAGCCCCUCAUCUAAAAAUUUCCCUUAGAAAGAAAGCCAGGUUUUAGGCCCCCUGGAGGAGCUGGUCCCUGACGGCUCUGGGCUCUGUGUCGUCUGCAGUGUGACGCGGGCUGGGACAUCCAUGGUGCACUAGGAGGCCGUGUGCAAUGCUGGUGUGUCUGCCAGUCCCCGGUGACCUCCCCUUCCAGCUGCUUUCCCACUCGCAGAUGAACACUGGACUUCAGAAAUGGGACACUACGCAGAAGAUGAAAUCUGCACAGUAUCCAACCCCAGCAGAGUUGGAUGCAUAUGCUAAGAAAGUUGCCAACAGUCCCUUGACAAUAAAGAUCUUUCCCAAUAGUGUAAAAGUUCCCCAGAAGAAGCAUGUUCGGCGUACGGUCAACGGGCUUGACACUUCCAGUCAACGCUACUGCCCCUAUCCAUCUCAGGUCAGUACCAAGGCAGGCCUGCUUGCUGUCGUCAAGGUUCCACUAAAAGGCUUCCUCAAAGAGCCAGAUAGGAGUCAGGCCCGCCUGUUUCCCGAGGUAGCCAUGAAUUGUCACGCUGGACCUUAUAUUUCUCAGAGCACUUUAAACCUUCCUCGGACUGUCCAACAUCUGCAGGGCGCUUUACGGCCCCAGCAUCCUCCUCAGCAGCAAAACUUGCCCCAGCCACAGGCAUUGACCCAGCAGAAGCAGCAGGGCCUCAACUGUCUCCAGACCAUUCAGCAACAACAAGCAGUGCCAGAAGAAUUGAGGCACCUUCCAGGUUCAGUCCAGCCGCCAAACCUGCAGGAUACCCAGGCCUUACCCCCGGUACAAGCUCUCCCCCACCCAGCAAGCUUGCAUUCUCCACUACCCAACAUGAUGCUGCCACAUCUACAGCAGCAGCCACAGUCAGGGCUACACGGGGCAAGGAAGGCAGCUGGUGGUGAAGCCCCACCAAAUGUGACCAUGUCUACCUCUACCAUCCCGCUGUCCAUGGUUGCAGGACUGCAUCACAACCGGUCGGCCAACCUGACUAGCGUUGUGCAUCAGAUUAACCAGUUCUGCCAGACGCGGGUAGGAAUAAGCUCUACCUCCAUGUGCGAGGGCCAGAUAGCCAACCCUAGCCCCAUCAACCGCAACCUACUCAUUAGUGCCACCUCCCGAGUAUUGCCACAAUGCCCAGUCCCCUGCAUCCUAGACCCCCCAGAAAAGGCUACCACCAGCACCGUGCCUGGGGAUGUCGUCCCGACACUGGAUAUGGCUACUGUGAACUGCAUGCCCAUAUUUCAGAGUGAAGGCAAAGCACAGCCACAUCACCACUGGAACCAGCGGCAGGUUGCGUACCUGCACAUCUCCGAAUCCGGGCACCCGUGCAAGCCUCUAUCACAGGAUGCCUCGGGGGUACCUGCCUUUUCUGCUAAGGCUGCAGGUUACCCCUUAGAUGUUUGCCUGAGCCAACCCUUCAAUUUGAAAGCUCCUGGGGACAAGCCCACCACGUCACCUCCUGUCAAUGGCUUGCCAGGGGCCAUGUCCUACCCUAAUGGACGCUACUAUCAGCCAUUGUGGAAUAGUAUUCUCCCAAUCCCAAAUUGUGAUAGCUUAGGCUCUCAGGAUUUGGCCUUACCUUUCCAUGGGGGCCUUGCUCCUCUCUCCGAAGCUUCUGUAGACUGCCCCCUAGUUGCAAGCCACAGAGCUGAAGCCAGUUCUGGCCAUGCUAAUGCAAUGCAAACUAUGGAGUAUGUGGGCAGGAAUUUCCAAACACCCUGCUUCCAUGAGCAUAGCUUAAAUAUAAUGGGGAAGAUGAACAGGUCUGCUAUAAGCAGAGGUGCAGAGCUCAGCAACAGCAGAAAUGCUCACAUGCAGCAUCCAGGGUACAGAUAAACUAUAGCCUCGUCUUUAUAAUUACCCAUCUCUUCAAGUCUCAUAAAUUAAGCAAGCAAAAUUAAAGCUUAAAUUGAUAGCGGUCUUAAAGGUUAUAUUCACUCUCAGUGUUUAACUUGCAAGUGAUCAAUUGACCAUUGCUUUAAUAUAUACCUGUACUCACCCAGACCACCAAUAGUUACAUUUUAUUCAGGUUUGCAAAAUGUUUUAUUUUGUAUUUUCCCCCUCAUUUAUUGUCUUACAUUUUUUUUUCUUAGAAUGGAUAUCAGCUGAAAUCCUAUUUUUGUGUUUAUUAUCUUGAUUUAAUUUAUUGAAAUGCCUGUUGUACUUGAGGAUAAAAUAGUUGUGAAACAUCAAAUCUGAUCAAUGACUUGAUCAGUUGUUUACAAUGUCAGCACAAGAUUGUGGGGGAGAAGCAAAAAUAUUCUAAACUCUGUAAGCUAUUAGUGUCUGUAUGUCUUUGUUUACCUCUUGCUAACAGUUGAAGCAAAAAUUUCCAGUAAUAGUUUCGAUAGGUGAAAAUGGAAAUAACCCAAUCAGAACAUUUUUUGUUAUACUAUGUUUAUCCAAAUCUGUGUAAAUGAUCAGGGGUGAGUUUCCCAAAGCCUGUUUAACGCUACGUUAUUUGUAAGUUCUGUCUUUUAACAUAACCCCACGUUAUUCGUAAAUUGUAAGGCUUCGGGAAGCCCAUCCCAUGGCAGAUCUUUGUUGUAUGUAUCAUUUUUGCUUAUACUGCCAGCUGCUCAACAGUUAUAUUUUAUAUUACAAACGGGUUUUGCUAAACUGAUGACCUAACUUGGGCAAAACCAUUAAAUAACUCAAUUUUGUUUUGUUCAAAGUUAAAGUAUUUCAGUCACUGUUAGGAGCUGUUUGCCACAUUCAGCAUGAUAAAUUAUGUGUAUUUGCACAUUCAUAAUAUCUGAAUAUCACAGAAGCUAAAUUUCACUUUGUACCACCUGCCUGUAUCAGCAUCAGUGUCAGUCACGCAGUUGUAAACUGAGGCAUUAUGACAUUUCAAGUCUGAACUAAUGCCACUUUAUAUGGUUGCUAAGUUCCAAACAAGCCUUUUUUUGCUCAUUUCCUUGCUUGAAAAGGUGGUGAAUAAUUCCUAAAUUUUUCAUCUAAUUUCAAAUGGAAAUUUGGUGAUUAUGACUGAGAAAUACCCCUGAUUGCACUAAGAUCUCUUACCUCUCUCUUCUUUUUUCAGCGUCAUCUCAGUUUGGCCUCAGAGGCCUUGAGAAUUUGCUGCCUGUGCUAUCUCAAGCAUUGUCAGAGGAAAGAUUUCAUCAGCUUAUCACCACUGUCCACAUACUGUCACGUUAGGCUUCCUUUGCUUUGAGCAGCUUUUCUGAGUCACUCACCUUUUUCUAUGUGAAGUUUAGAUUUUUAAUUUGUGCAGAAUGAUCUGUUAGAGUAAUAAAUAAUCCCCCCAAGGGGGGAAUUAAGGAUUAGACACUACAUGAGCAGAGAGGAUUGUUUUUCUUUACUUUUCAGUGAGGGUUGUUGUGUUCUAAUCAGAUUGAUGUCCAAACCUGGUGUGUGAAUCGACUGCUGCUGUUAUUGCUAUUAUAACUGGUCCAAGAGAAGCAGAACCUACAGCCCCUUGAGAUGGUCAGCUGGGAUUAAUUCAGGGUCCUGCUUACUGACUUUUAGGUGCCUGAUGAUGAAGUUCAAGUGGAACUUUUAGUGUGUUGAUUUUUUUUUUCUCCUUUAAAUACUCAGAAGGUAGCACCUUUUGCCCUUUGGUUAAUGUAGCUGAAUUACAGAAACGUAAGAUUAUAGUGGAAUUGGGUGGCUUCCGCUUAAGCUUCCUAUUCUUCCCUUUUACUUCAGAACACAAAAGUAUUUUAGGAAAAAAGUAAUGAGAUGAAUUUUACUUUGUAUUUUAUCUAACAUUCCUUUAGCUGGAAGAUAGUUGGAAAAAAUAGAAAUGAAGGACUUCAUGAAACGACAAUUGAUCACUUGCAAGUGUGCCAAUAAAAAAUCUUGUUCGAUCUGA
Molecule: messenger RNA, 3949 nt
Organism: Brienomyrus brachyistius
Lineage: Eukaryota; Metazoa; Chordata; Actinopteri; Osteoglossiformes; Mormyridae
Product: protein FAM222B-like
Exons: 3
Coding region: 250-1950 (566 amino acids)
Source: RefSeq, a predicted model, not a curated record